ACAAACACACACACACACACACACACACACACACACACACACACACACACAGAGGCAGGCUGAGAGGACAGACAGUACAGUAGUUCACAGGUAUGAUGAGGUGCGUCUUGUUUCUGGCUCUGAUGGUCUCUGAGGUUUGUGGUGAUAUGAAUCUACAUGACUACUGGAUGUCCUGGAAAAAAGAAUUCAAUAAAAAUUACAGCAGUGUGAGAGAGGAAACAUACAGGAGAACAAUCUGGGAGCAGAAUGUUUUGGAAGUGAUGAAGCACAAUGAAGAAGCUGCAGCAGGACAACAUACCUUUACCACUGGGAUCAAUCACCUUUCAGACAUGUGUGAACUGGACUGAGGAUGGAUUUGUCACCCCUGUACAGGACCAGGGUGACUGCAAUGCCUGCUGGGCGUUCAGUGCAGUUGGAGCUUUAGAAGCUCAAAUGAAGAUGAAGAAGGGUCGUCUUGUUCCUCUGAGUGUUCAGAACCUGGUGGACUGCAGUUCUGAGGAGGGAAACUGUGGCUGCUCUGGAGGCCUCCUGACUAAUGCCUUUAAUUACAUAAUAAACCACAGGGGCAUCAGCAAGGACGCUGACUACCCUUAUGAACAAAAGGUUGGAUUUUGCUUCCCUAGUCAUAAAUAUGGACGCUGUUUUGGUUUCCGGGUUCUUCAGCGUUAUAAUGAGUUUGAGCUGCAGAAGGUGGUGGCUAACAUCGGGCCGGUCGCAGUAGGAAUUAAUGCUAACAAUUCCACAUUUUACCAUUACAAGACUGGUAUUUACAAUUACUGUUCUGAAGCUCAACCACUGAAUCACGCAGUUCUUGUGGUUGGAUAUGGAAAAGAAGAUGGGCAACAAUACUGGCUGGUCAAAAACAGUUGGGGUGUUAACUGGGGAGAAGGAGGAUAUAUGAGACUCCAGAGAAACAACAAUCAGUGUGGAAUCGGCAGCUACAGUGUCGUCCCCAUUGUAUAACCUCAGGAGAUUUUUCCUUUCCUUGCUGUAAUGAACUAAUUUUAUUCAUUAAUCUCUAAUAAAAUGUUAGUCUUCUGUACGUACGUAUGCAUGUACGCAACAUCUGGUAGUUGUGAUGAAAAAACAUUUCUGUUUUUAGAAUGAACAAAAUCCAGAGCUGCUUAUAUUGUAUACCAUGUGGUCCAUUCACCAGAUUAAUGUGAAAUAAAUGUUUGUUUUUAACAUUA
Tachysurus vachellii is the source of this 1190-nucleotide messenger RNA. Its product is annotated as cathepsin S-like. The record is from RefSeq and is a predicted model, not a curated record. Gene Ontology annotation, cellular component: lysosome. The transcript is spliced from 8 exons. Bases 271 to 963 code for a protein of 230 amino acids. NCBI's taxonomy places the organism in Eukaryota, Metazoa, Chordata, Actinopteri, Siluriformes, Bagridae. Gene Ontology annotation, biological process: immune response. Gene Ontology annotation, molecular function: cysteine-type endopeptidase activity.